UUUUUUUUUUCUUUUGUUUCUAACAUUAUUAAUAUGUUUGCCAUUCGUCGUGCUGCUACUUGUCUUCCACGUGCUACUGCUAUCACCAGAGCCAGUCGAAUGGGUGCCAUCCGCCCUACGUCAGUUCCUUCUUUGAAUGCCUCUUUCCAAUCGAACAACCAAUGGCGUGUUAUGUCAACUUUUAGUGGAGAAAUUCAACGUGCCUUUAUCCAACAACCUGCUCCUCAAUGGACUGCUCCUGCUGUGGUGGAUGGUGAAUUUAAGGAUAUUUCUUUAUCAGACUACAAGGGUAAAUAUGUGGUAUUUUUCUGGUAUCCUAUGGAUUUUACCUUUGUUUGUCCCACCGAAAUCAUUGCCUUCUCUGAUCGUAUCAAGGAAUUUGAAGCUUUGGAUUGUGCUGUGAUUGGCGCAUCUACUGACUCGGAAUUCUCUCAUUUGGCUUGGAUCAAUACACCUCGUAAACAAGGAGGUCUAGGUGACAUGCAUAUCCCUUUGGUGGCAGACAAGACUAAAUCCAUUGCUAAAAGUUAUGGCGUGUUACUUGAAAAUGCCGGUGUGGCUCUUCGAGGUCUUUUCAUCAUUGAUCCCAAAGGUGUUCUUCGUCAAAUCACCAUCAACGAUUUGCCUGUUGGUCGCUCAGUUGAUGAAGUCUUACGUUUGGUCAAGGCCUUCAAGUUUACCGAUGAACAUGGUGAAGUGUGCCCUGCCGGUUGGAAUCAAGGUGACAAGACUAUCAAACCCAGCGUCAAGGAUUCUUUGGAAUACUUUUCUACCCAAUAAACAUGACUUGCAAAUGGAACUCGUAGAAUAGAUGAUGCUUUUUUUUUGGAUCUCUUUUUUAAUAAAUUUUUUUUAUGUGUUUGACAGCUUA
This is a messenger RNA of Halteromyces radiatus, 871 nucleotides long. Its product is annotated as thioredoxin-like protein. The coding region runs from base 34 to 780 and encodes 248 amino acids. Gene Ontology annotation, biological process: response to oxidative stress; cell redox homeostasis; cellular response to stress. The transcript is spliced from 3 exons. Gene Ontology annotation, cellular component: cytosol. The record is from RefSeq and is a predicted model, not a curated record. Gene Ontology annotation, molecular function: thioredoxin peroxidase activity. NCBI's taxonomy places the organism in Eukaryota, Fungi, Mucoromycota, Mucoromycetes, Mucorales, Cunninghamellaceae.